AUUGACGAAUCUCCCCCGGUCUCCCGCUGAUAAUUGAAAGAAUAAAAAUCAAAACACCGUUUCUCUGCCUCUCUCUGUAACUAUUCAAUUUCAACUCCUGCGCGAAAAAAGAAAAGAAAAAUGGCAGUAGUAACCGCACUAACCAGAUCGCUGGGGCAACACUGCCCGAAAAGAUUGAAACCUUCCAUCUUUCCUCACAAAUUUCCUUCUAAUAACUCUCAGUUACAAUUCCAAACACUCAGAACUCUAAUUUUGGAACCCUCUUUAUCCGAAUCUGUCAAGCUCCGUCGUCUCCCCGGCUCCGAUUCCGGAAUUGUUGAGGUUAAUUUGGAAAGGCCUGGAGCCAGAAAUGCAAUUGGGAACGAUAUGUUGAGAGGCUUGCGCCACGCCUUCGAAGCUAUCGAUGGAGAUUCCUCUGCUCAUGUAGUUUUGAUCUCUAGCUCAGUUCCCAAUGUUUUCUGCGCUGGCGCUGAUUUAAAGGAACGAAAGAAAAUGACUGCUUCUGAGGUUCAUUCAUAUGUCAACUACUUGCGAUCCACUUUCUCAUUGAUAGAGGAACUUCAAAUUCCUACCAUUGCUGUUAUCGAGGGUGCAGCGCUGGGUGGAGGACUUGAAAUGGCUCUGUCGUGUGAUCUUAGGAUCUGUGGGGAAAAUGCAAUGUUGGGCUUGCCUGAAACAGGACUUGCCAUAAUUCCUGGUGCAGGUGGGACUCAAAGACUUCCUAGAUUGGUUGGAAAAUCAAUAGCAAAGGAACUUAUAUUUACUGCUCGGAGAAUUGGUGGCAGGGAUGCAAUGUCUAUGGGUCUUGUCAAUUACUGUGUUCCUGCUGGUGAAGCUCAUCCCAAAGGUUUAGAAAUUGCUCGGGAAAUAAAUCAGAAGGGUCCAAUAGCAAUAAGGAUGGCAAAGAGGGCUAUCAAUGAGGGGCUUGAGAGAGAUAUGACCUCGGCUUUGGAUUUGGAAGAAGAGUGCUAUGAACAGCUUUUAAAUACAAAAGAUCGCUUGGAAGGCUUAGCAGCAUUUGCUGAGAAGCGGAAGCCAAGAUAUAAUGGCGAAUAAGAAAGACUCAGAAUCUUACUUAAUAACAGCUUCCAACAGAUGAUCCUAUAGAAGUCAAUAUGGCGAUGUUUGAAGUCUGACAAAUCCAAAUAAUGUGUUUUAACAUUACUGGCAAGUAGAUUAAUGAAAACAUGUUUGUUCCCAAAUUAGAAGAGAGGAACAUAAUUUAAGAGCCUUUACUAUCGACAACUCGUGUUGUUAUGAAAGAAGGUAAUCAGCAUAUGAUGUUCCUGAAUUUCCAGCUAAUGUUUUGUCACAUUAUGCCAGGUAAGGUAUAUUUUGCUUUCAUCAUAAAGUUAGUUUACAAAAUUGUCAUGUUUGUAGUAUAGCACCAACUUUGGCUUCAAGAAUUAAAAGCUACAAGUCAUCAA
Molecule: messenger RNA, 1427 nt
Organism: Theobroma cacao (cacao)
Lineage: Eukaryota; Viridiplantae; Streptophyta; Magnoliopsida; Malvales; Malvaceae
Source: RefSeq, a predicted model, not a curated record